This is a messenger RNA of Molossus molossus (Pallas's mastiff bat), 3238 nucleotides long. RefSeq names its product valosin containing protein (gene VCP). The transcript is spliced from 17 exons. Gene Ontology annotation, biological process: mitotic spindle disassembly; retrograde protein transport, ER to cytosol; autophagosome maturation. The record is from RefSeq and is a predicted model, not a curated record. NCBI's taxonomy places the organism in Eukaryota, Metazoa, Chordata, Mammalia, Chiroptera, Molossidae. The coding region runs from base 262 to 2682 and encodes 806 amino acids. Gene Ontology annotation, molecular function: ATP hydrolysis activity; polyubiquitin modification-dependent protein binding; ATP binding. Gene Ontology annotation, cellular component: VCP-NPL4-UFD1 AAA ATPase complex; nucleus; cytosol.
CGGCUCAGUCUCAGUGAAGCGUCUGCAGCCGACGUUUGAGUCGUCGCUAUCGCUGCCUCGUCGAGGAUCAGGAGCCAACGUCUGCCCGCCCACCGCACGGGUGCCGUUGGGAGGAAGCGAGAGGGGAGCUGCCUACGGGUUUGUCGCCAUUGCUCGCCACCCGCCCGGGAGAGCCGAGCCCCAGUCCAGUCGGUCGCCUGCUACCCCUUGUAGCCGUUACCCGCGGGCCGCCACAGUCGCCGGCCGGGAGAGGCGCGCGCCAUGGCCUCCGGAGCUGAUUCAAAAGGUGAUGACUUAUCAACAGCCAUUCUUAAACAGAAGAAUCGUCCCAAUCGGUUAAUUGUUGAUGAAGCCAUCAAUGAGGACAACAGUGUGGUGUCCUUGUCCCAGCCCAAGAUGGAUGAACUGCAGUUGUUCCGAGGUGAUACAGUGUUGCUGAAAGGAAAGAAGAGGCGGGAAGCUGUGUGCAUUGUGCUUUCUGAUGACACAUGUUCUGAUGAGAAGAUUCGAAUGAAUAGAGUUGUUCGGAAUAACCUUCGCGUACGCCUAGGGGAUGUCAUCAGCAUCCAGCCAUGUCCUGAUGUGAAAUACGGCAAACGCAUCCACGUGCUACCCAUCGAUGACACGGUGGAAGGUAUCACUGGCAACCUCUUUGAGGUAUACCUUAAGCCGUACUUCCUGGAAGCUUAUCGACCCAUCCGGAAAGGAGACAUUUUUCUUGUCCGGGGUGGAAUGCGUGCUGUGGAGUUCAAAGUGGUGGAGACAGAUCCCAGUCCUUACUGCAUUGUUGCUCCAGACACAGUGAUCCACUGUGAAGGGGAGCCUAUCAAACGAGAGGAUGAGGAAGAGUCCUUGAAUGAAGUAGGCUAUGAUGACAUUGGUGGCUGCAGGAAACAGCUAGCUCAGAUAAAGGAGAUGGUGGAGCUGCCCCUGAGACAUCCUGCCCUAUUUAAGGCAAUUGGUGUGAAGCCUCCUCGGGGAAUCCUGCUCUAUGGACCUCCUGGGACUGGGAAGACCCUGAUUGCUCGAGCUGUGGCAAACGAGACUGGGGCCUUCUUCUUUUUGAUCAAUGGUCCUGAGAUCAUGAGCAAGUUGGCUGGUGAGUCUGAGAGCAACCUUCGUAAAGCCUUUGAGGAGGCUGAGAAGAAUGCUCCUGCUAUCAUCUUUAUUGAUGAGCUGGAUGCCAUUGCUCCCAAAAGAGAAAAAACCCAUGGGGAGGUGGAACGGCGUAUUGUAUCACAGUUGUUGACCCUUAUGGAUGGCCUAAAGCAGAGAGCACAUGUGAUUGUCAUGGCAGCAACCAACAGACCCAACAGCAUUGACCCAGCCCUACGGCGAUUUGGUCGCUUUGACAGGGAGGUAGAUAUUGGAAUCCCUGAUGCUACAGGACGCUUGGAAAUUCUUCAGAUCCAUACCAAGAACAUGAAGCUGGCAGAUGAUGUGGACCUGGAACAGGUAGCCAAUGAGACUCAUGGGCAUGUGGGUGCUGACCUAGCAGCCUUGUGCUCGGAGGCUGCUCUGCAAGCCAUCCGAAAGAAGAUGGACCUCAUUGACCUAGAGGAUGAAACCAUUGAUGCUGAAGUCAUGAACUCCCUGGCAGUUACUAUGGAUGACUUCCGGUGGGCCCUGAGCCAGAGCAACCCAUCAGCAUUGCGGGAAACUGUGGUGGAGGUGCCACAGGUAACCUGGGAGGACAUUGGGGGCCUGGAGGAUGUCAAACGUGAGCUUCAGGAACUGGUUCAGUAUCCUGUGGAGCACCCAGACAAAUUCCUCAAGUUUGGCAUGACACCCUCUAAGGGAGUACUGUUCUAUGGACCUCCUGGCUGUGGGAAAACCUUGCUGGCUAAAGCCAUUGCUAAUGAAUGCCAGGCUAACUUCAUCUCCAUCAAGGGUCCUGAGCUGCUCACCAUGUGGUUUGGGGAGUCUGAGGCCAAUGUCAGAGAAAUCUUUGACAAGGCCCGCCAAGCUGCCCCUUGUGUACUGUUUUUUGAUGAGCUGGAUUCAAUUGCCAAGGCCCGUGGUGGUAACAUUGGAGAUGGUGGCGGGGCUGCUGACCGAGUUAUCAACCAGAUCCUGACAGAAAUGGAUGGCAUGUCCACAAAAAAGAAUGUUUUUAUCAUUGGCGCCACCAACCGACCUGACAUCAUUGAUCCUGCCAUCCUGCGACCUGGUCGCCUUGAUCAGCUCAUCUAUAUCCCACUUCCUGAUGAGAAGUCCCGUGUUGCCAUCCUCAAGGCCAACCUACGCAAGUCCCCAGUGGCCAAGGAUGUGGAUUUGGAGUUCUUGGCUAAGAUGACUAAUGGCUUCUCUGGAGCUGACCUGACAGAGAUUUGCCAACGUGCCUGUAAACUGGCCAUUCGUGAAUCCAUCGAGAGUGAGAUUAGACGAGACCGAGAGAGGCAGACCAACCCAUCAGCCAUGGAGGUAGAAGAAGAUGAUCCAGUGCCCGAGAUCCGCCGAGAUCACUUUGAGGAAGCCAUGCGCUUUGCCCGACGUUCUGUCAGUGACAAUGACAUUCGAAAAUACGAAAUGUUUGCUCAGACACUUCAGCAGAGUCGGGGCUUUGGCAGUUUCAGAUUCCCUUCAGGAAACCAGGGUGGAGCUGGCCCCAGUCAGGGCAGUGGAGGCGGCACAGGUGGCAGUGUAUACACAGAAGACAAUGAUGAUGACCUGUAUGGCUAAGUGGUGGUGGCCAGUGUGCUUCGAGCUGGCCUGGCUGGACCUUGUUCCCUGAGGGCGGGGGCGCUUGCCCAGGAGGGACCAGGGGUGCGCCCACGGCCUGCUCCAUUCCUCAGUCUGAACAGUUCAGCUACAGUCAGACUGGACGGGGUUUCUGUUGCAAAAAAAAUACAAAACAAAAGCGAUAAAAUAAAAGCGAUUUUCAUUUGGGAGGCGGAGAGUGAAUUACCAACAGGGAAUUGGGCCUUGGGCCUAUGUCAUUUCUGUUCUAGUUUGGGGCAGUGCAGGGGUCCUGUGUGGGUGUGAACCAAGGCACUACCGCUAUUCCCCACCGUAAAGCAUCUGCACUCAGUGCUUCUGGAGCCCUCCCUUCUUCCCCCUACCCAACCUGGGCUGGAGGGUGAAGGGCUACAGUUGCUGGGUGUUUCUAUAGAGAGUAGGUUGAUUUUAUUUUACAUGCUUUUGAGUUAAUGUUGGAAAACUAAUCACAAGCAGUUUCUAAACCAAAAAAUGACAUGUUGUAAAAGGACAAUAAACGUUGGAUCAAAAUGGAGCCUGA